UCUUCCGGUGAUGACGCAUGAACACGGAAAUGCCGCCUAAACUGUCACCAUCGCUGUUUCAAAACAUGCCCCAACAUGAAGAAGGACCAUUGAACAGCUGAGCAAUUUCGAUUUCGAAUCUGCCUGAUCGGUAGAUAUCGUAAGCAAGGUUUUUGGAGAUGGAGAAUGGAGUCUCAUCCAAAAAUGCAGAGGGCUUCCUCUCCAGAAUGGCUCUCAAUGACAACAAAGCUGGUAUGGAAGGUCUUGAUAGGGACAAGAUCAACAAGAUCAUCAUGGAGUCAUCCAAGGGUUCAAAGUUUUAUGAGAAUGAGCUGAAGAGAGAGCAGCAGGUUAACCAGCGCAUUGAGAAAAUGAUGCUACAAAAGGCACAAAUUACAGAACACCAGUUAAAAAAAGCACAAGCUCAGGUAGAGAGGAUGGCUGCAGAGAUGGACAGCAGUCGUGAUCUGAACCGUGUGAUUGUACACGUGGACAUGGAUGCUUUCUACGCAGCUGUGGAGAUGAGGGACUGCCCUGAGCUGAAGGACAAGCCAAUGGCUGUAGGAUCCAUGAGCAUGCUUACAACAUCAAACUACCAUGCCAGGAAGUAUGGUGUCCGAGCUGCCAUGCCUGGCUUCAUCGCAAAGAAACUGUGUCCCAACUUAGUUAUUGUUCCAACCAACUUUGAUAAAUACAGAGCUGUCAGCAAUGAGAUCCGGGAGAUUUUUGCAGACUAUGACCCUCACUUUCAGCCAAUGAGCCUGGAUGAAGCCUAUCUGGAUUUCACAGAGCACCUGGAAAAGAGGCAUAGCUGUCCAGAAUCCACACGUACUCAUUGCUACCGGGCCAGCUGUCCAGCUGCAGGUGAAGAGCGUGAAGAGUCUACUCAACAGGAAAUGCAGGAGAGAAGAGACUUCUCUCCAGUACUGUUUGAGGACAGCCCCAGCUCAUCAGCAGAAUCUGAAGGUGUCAGCACUGGGGGCACCUUUGAGGUGUUCGGGAAGUCUGUUGAAGAAGCUGUGAGAGAGAUGCGCUUCCGCAUUGAGCAGAGGACCACGCUGACAGCCAGUGCAGGAAUUGCUCCAAACACAAUGCUUGCCAAGGUGUGCAGCGACAAGAACAAACCCAACGGCCAAUACAGACUCCCCCCAACUAAAGAGGCUGUCAUGGACUUCACCAAGAAUCUUCCAGUUCGCAAGGUUUCUGGCAUAGGGAAGGUGAGUGAGAAGAUGCUGAAUGCUCUGAGCGUCACCACCUGUUCUGAUCUCAGCCAGCAGAUGGGGCUGUUGUCAUUGUUGUUCUCAGAGACAGCCUGGCAUCACUUCUUGCAAGUUUCCCUGGGUCUGGGCGCCACAUACAUACCCAGGCAUGAAGAAAGGAAAAGCAUGAGCACAGAGAGGACAUUUAAAGAACUCAGCAAAGUGGAGGAGCAGUUUUCUUUCUGCAGGGAGCUCUGUGAGGACUUAGCAGCAGAUAUGAAGAAAGAAGAUCUUAAGGGUAAAACAGUUACACUGAAGCUGAAGAAUGUGAACUUUGAGGUGAAAACCAGGGCCAUGACGAUGCCGUAUGCUGUUGCCACAGUGGAUGAGAUCUUUGCUGUUGCUAAGGACCUGCUGAAAACGGAAAUAGACAACGAAAGCCCCCAGCCACUCAGACUGAGGCUCAUGGGUGUGAGGAUCUCUGCCUUUGUAAGUGCAGAUGAUAAAAAGCCUCUGCAGAAGAGCAUCCUUGGCUUUCUUCAGCCAGGCAAGGGAGACUCCAGCAGCACCACCCAAGAAACAAAUCAAAAGUUUGAAGAAAAGCCUUUCUCAAACCCCUCCCUCCAAACCAAACCUCUUCCUUGUCCCCCCUUAGUGCAGAAGUGUCAAAGAGAGCAAGAAGUACCUGUGUGGAACAAGCAGAGGGUGUUUCAGGGAAGCCAAAUUAGCAAUGAACCCAAACAGUCUUUCUUCCAGAGGGCUCAAGCCAAAAGACUGAAAAUCCAGUCAGGGAAUGAAAACAGACAAGGGGAAAAACAUGAGCAGCAUGCUCCUGUGAUCACUUCUGCAGAUAUUUCUCCUCAUAAGCUUGAAGAGUCACCAAGAAAACCACACGAGAAGAUCUCUACAGCCUCUGAUCUAUUAGAAAAUGGACGUGCUUCUCCAGUAGAGGCCCAUGCAUCCACUUCAGGUUGUGGUGGCAAAUUGUCAGAGAGUUUCACCUGUCCGGUGUGUUUCAGACGAGUGGAGACCACUGAUCUGAAUACCUUUAACACACAUAUAGACCAGUGUCUCCGGGAUUCCUCAAGUAAGCCAAGCCAAUAUACAGUUUCUGACUCCGACUCAGAUCUGGACUUGCCAAGUGACCAAAGAGAAUGUGAAGUGGUGGAGAAAUGGAGCAGAGAGUGUGCGAUUGAGGAGGAAAAAGACAGCAAAGCCUUAGUAUCAAACAGAGAUGCUCUUCUGGAUCACCAACACAGUACACAAAAGGACUCUAUUCCAAAGACUUUGUUGAUAAAUAGUGACAUCAAAACUGUGACCUUGCAACAGCCUCAGUCAUGCAACGAUAAAGGCUGUGUACUCAUCUGCCCAGUAUGUCAGCUGACCCAGGAUAGUGAUGACCUCGUUAUCUUCAACCACCAUGUUGACCUCUGCCUGAACCAGAAGGUUCUACAUGAGCUGAGGGGACGGACAUCAUCUCCUAUAAAUACACCUUCAGUUACAAAUCCCAAGGCUGCAGGUAGAGGCCGUAUCCUGCCAACAGGAGCAAAUAAAGGCAAAACCAAAAGACGGGAUGCACCUUCCUCUCCGGCAUCUAAAAAGGCUAAAGGCCCUGGUCCUCUCAACACCAUUGACAAGUUCUUCAGGUGACAGACGCACAUGCUGUGGAACAUAAAUAAAUCUUUAUCAUUCUGCCUUUUUUCGUUUGCCUGUUUUAGCUAAGCUGUGGAGUCUUCUUGUGAUCCAAGCCCAAAAAGCCACAUUCCUUUUGUCAGGUGUAUUAGUUUUAUGAGGAGCUAAGUAGGCCUAAUAAAGACACUAACAUGCCUUAAUUUUUGUUUUCUAAGCCAUGUGCCAGACAAGAAAUUGAAAAUGACAAAAACAAAUCCAGUUUUAAUUCUGGCAAAUUACAUUUGCUAGUUGCAAUAUCUAUAUAUUUUAUUUUUCCAACCAUGUUUUUAAAAUAUGUUUAUGCUGAAUGGAUCAUGAAGGCAUUUAUGACUUACUGAAGGUUAUUAGUGCGUUUGAUUUUAGAAUAAUUUAAUUUAUAUAUUUUCUGUCACUUGUACUUCUAUUUAUUGUAUACUUGACUUAUUUUAUUGUUUAAUGACAAAGAUUAUUUAAUUCUUCUAUCAUGUACAACAAAUUUAAAUAAAUAACUAUUUUUCUGCAUUUC
Messenger RNA from Notolabrus celidotus (New Zealand spotty), 3354 nucleotides. RefSeq names its product polymerase (DNA directed) kappa (gene polk). The record is from RefSeq and is a predicted model, not a curated record. Gene Ontology annotation, molecular function: damaged DNA binding; DNA-directed DNA polymerase activity. Gene Ontology annotation, biological process: error-prone translesion synthesis. NCBI's taxonomy places the organism in Eukaryota, Metazoa, Chordata, Actinopteri, Labriformes, Labridae. Bases 159 to 2828 code for a protein of 889 amino acids. Gene Ontology annotation, cellular component: nucleus. The transcript has 14 exons.